CGACAACAGUCAAAUUUUCUUCACUAUAUCAAACUAAGAAGAGAAACUAGGAUGUCUGUAUCAAGACACUCCUUGAAAAAAGAUAUGUUUGAACCCUACGAUAAAAGCAGAAUUUAAAGACAACAGAGAAGAAUUGACAUUAUUGGGAGAUGAAAUCGCACGAUGACAGCUCAACAAAGCAUCUUCCUGGAAUAUCAAUUGGUAAACCGAAACUGCGUCACAGCAGCUGGGCAAAACUGCUCUCUCAGAACAAAUCCAACAUAUUUGACAAAGGGAGUACAAUACUCCCCGAAUUACAUGUGAAUUGCAAACCUGUCCGUUUGAGAGUGAAACGAACGAGACAAUCCAGUUAUGAUCCUGUGGAAUACUUCGAGAAGUUUGUUAAACAGUGCGGCAAAGAGACGGGCAAUAUUAAUGAAACACGACAGAGAGAAGAUAGCAAAAUAGAGGAGGAAUUGUUUGGUCGAAUUUUGGACGCGGGUAGUGCCAUAGAAGGACCUACCACAAGUGAUUCGGCAAGUCAGACUCUAAGUAGUGUAUCUCAGAUUCCAAAGCUACUGAGCAACCAUAAAAGAGGCGACGAAGUUAAUCGUCUACCACCCCUAACAGAUACGUCACCCUCCAAAGUUGAGAAAACACCGGAUGAAGAAGUUUACAUCCGCAGACAAUCUAAAGUCCAAAGAGACUCUUUUGCAAUUAAAACUAAUGGUGACAUUGAUUGGCAAAAUAUUUUUGUCAACGGUGGCUUUCGACCAUGCGAGUCGCGUGAUUUACCAACAAGGGGCGAAUUAAAUUUAUUGAAAUACAAAACGUGGGAUAACGAAGGCCCUACAUAUUGCAUCGCAAAGUGUGCGAAGUACUUUGGACUUGAGAGCGAGAUAAGCAAAGGAAAGAUAGUUCCUGAGAAAGAAGAAUUACAAAAGCGUUACACCAGCAUCUCUCCCACCUACAAAUUUUAUCCUCUUCGUGUUCUGAACCACCACAAAAGUUUUCCACCCUUACCGAACUCUCCAGAGACACUGAGGUAUUCCCCAGAGAAUCCAAGGAGAUGGUAUCACUUGUGCAAUUCGUGCACGGUUCCCCCGGUAACGCCUGCGUCAUCAAUGUUCAGAUCCUCACCCCUUGAAUGGAGUCCAUUACAUCACAAGGAAAGUAAAAAUACUCUUAGCGAAUUGGCUGAGAUGUCAGUUGGUGGGCAAACAACCGACGAGGGGAUUGGUUCACCAACUGAGAGCGAGCUAGAAUUUUGAGCAAGAAUCUUUUCUUCCAAAACGAUUCAACGAACACAAAGCCACCAUUCGCCGUGCUUUUUCCCUCAUUUUUAAAACGAGGCUUAGCGCAACUGUAAACUUUGUUAUAAAACAAGGGAUCUCGUAAAGGGCCUAUUUUUUUGGCAUUUUACCGUUUAAAUCAACCACGUCUGAAAUUCACAAAGUAUUAAUACACUUUCCUUCUUGGAAAUUAAUUUCAUAAAAUAUACUUAUAAUGCACACUGUAUUGAACCUGAAAAUAAGUUGUUCCAACAGAACAUCUUACUCGUUCUAUUUUCAAUUUUUAUUUCUUUUUGUGUACAACAAGGAGCCGAAUAUUAGAAAUAGGCAGAAAAAUUUCUUACUGAAUUUUCUCUUAUUUUUUGUAGACUAAAUCUCAAGCAAGAGAUUAUAAACUCUUGUCUCA
Molecule: messenger RNA, 1677 nt
Organism: Pocillopora verrucosa
Lineage: Eukaryota; Metazoa; Cnidaria; Anthozoa; Scleractinia; Pocilloporidae
Source: RefSeq, a predicted model, not a curated record